This is a messenger RNA of Ylistrum balloti, 1245 nucleotides long. Its product is annotated as glycoprotein 3-alpha-L-fucosyltransferase A-like. Gene Ontology annotation, molecular function: alpha-(1->3)-fucosyltransferase activity. Gene Ontology annotation, cellular component: membrane. The record is from RefSeq and is a predicted model, not a curated record. The transcript is spliced from 3 exons. The coding region runs from base 1 to 1245 and encodes 414 amino acids. Lineage: Eukaryota; Metazoa; Mollusca; Bivalvia; Pectinida; Pectinidae.
AUGAGGGAAAAUGAACUUAAAAACAGUAUUAAGGACUUAGAAAAUGAAGACAUCCUUAACAUAAAUGAGAUAGAAGUUAAGAAGAGGGAAUUAGAGAAUAUUAGGAAACUUAGAAUGAAAGGUAGUGUAGUGAGAUCAAGGGCACAGUGGAUAGAAGAAGGAGAAAAGCCAACAAGCUAUUUUUUUGGUUUGGAAAAUAGAAAUUUUACUUCAAAAAUAAUCCCUAAAAUUCAGAUAGAUGAAGGGGCCAUUGUAACAAAGCAGGAUGAAAUUUUAGGUUUGUUCUCUAGGCUACAGAAACAGACGCAAAUUCGUCAAAAAUGGAGUGGAGAAAAGCAAACAAAUCCGUUUCAUCAAUGUGAAUAUCGAUGUCAUCUGAUUGACGGGAUUUCAAACAAACGUGAUGCAGUAAUCGUGUUUCAAGCACCAUCUUUAUUCGAUGAGAAACCACUGAAAAAAUAUUCGGGACAGCUUUGGGUGUUUUUUUCCAUGGAAGCUCCUACGUAUCAUCCUCCAUCGAAUAAAAUUAAAAAAUGGGAGAAUCUGUUUAACUGGACGAUGGGUUAUAGACGAGAUUCCGAUAUAGUGCAUUUUUACGGUAGGUUUCAUCGCCUACCGAAAACUGGCGAGGAAAUCAAUAUAACAUCUACGUGGUAUUCACAAUUAAAUAAAUCUAUUUUAUUUGUGUCUCAUUGUGGAACUGCUAGCAGGAGGUUAGAUUACAUUAACACUAUGAAGUCAUUCUAUGAUAUUGAUAUCUACGGUGCUUGUGGGAAGUUAAAAUGUCCUAAAUCUAAAUGGGGUGAAUGCCACAAGAAAAUUGAAAAUUACAAGUUUUAUUUGGCAUUUGAAAAUUCCCUGUGUAAAGACUAUAUAACGGAAAAAAUGUUUAAAAUAUAUUGGCUGAAUUCAAAGGCAAUACCUGUUGGACGUGGACCUACACAAUACGAUGUUUACUUGCCCCCAAAUACUUAUCUAGACACGUCUAAAUAUAGAUCUUCCAAAGAAUUAGCGGAUCAUAUGUGGCGUCUUUCGAAAAACGAAAGUGAAGCAACAACAUACUUUAAAUGGAAAAAAUCCUUCUACGUGGACAACAAUUUUAAUAGCCGUGGAUUCUGUGAACUGUGUAGACGACUCCAUCAUCCUACAGAACUAAAGAAAUAUACACGACUUUACACGAACAUUGACAUCUGGCUUCGCGGUGGAAAAGAUACAAACAUUUGUAGACCUCCUACUGAUCUAUAA